Danaus chrysippus (African queen) is the source of this 762-nucleotide messenger RNA. NCBI's taxonomy places the organism in Eukaryota, Metazoa, Arthropoda, Insecta, Lepidoptera, Nymphalidae. The record is from the annotation of a GenBank genome assembly.
AUGGUGUACCCCGAAGCAUCCCGCUGGGGAGCGCCCGACACGCUAGCGCCCCUCUACGAUGACGUCUACCGAGCGGAUGGCGUGCUGUCUACAGUGAAUGUGGUAGAGGCGUUGCAGGAGUUCUGGCAGGUGAAGGCUUCGAGGAACGGUGGUGCAGCAGCGGGCAGCAGCGGCGCCCUCGUCAUAUACGACUUUGAGAAUUGUCCCACAAAGGCCGAAGCUAGACGUAGCGCAGCGAAGAUCGCUCUAAUGAACAGCGUCUUCAAUGAGCACGAGUCACGGCGUAUAUCUGAACACUUCAUUGAGAAGGCGGUGGCGGAGGCGCGUGCCUCGUUCGCGGGCGACGCUGCCUCCCACCACCAGGACCCUAGUGCAGGGAUAGCUGCGUUUAGGUUUAUGCUAGAAGCAAACAAAGGUCGCACGAUGCUGGAGUUCCAAGAACUGAUGACGGUGUUCCAGCUGCUGCACUGGAACGGCUCUCUGAGGGCGAUGAGGGAGAGGCAGUGCUCGCGCCAGGAGGUGGUGGCGCAUUACUCCGCGCGCGCCUUGGACGACGCCAUGCGCGAACAGAUGGCCAGGGAGUGGGCCAACAGAGAGAGAGAGUCCACCACAGGAGGCGGCGUGUUACGGAGUGAGUUGGCGCGCGCUGAGCUCGAACUGCGAGCGGCGCGCAUCGCAGCCAGGGAACUUCGGUUCCCGAAGGAGAAGCGCGACAUAUUACUACUGGCUGCCAGCCAGGUGCCUCCGCAACAGCAACAAUGA